CUGACAUGGAAACAAACGUGGUAAACCGCUUCCAAUCAAUACAGGUCAAAAAUAAUUUACGUAGUCCGACUCUACUCCAGUUACGAAUCUGGAGACAGUCAAGCACCCAAGUCUACAGAAUCCGACGAUUUAUGAAGGUGGAUUCCUAGAAUAACCGCACAAACCUCAGGAAGGCAGCCCUCUUCCACAGCUGCCGCCCGGGCUCGGCCAACCCGUGGCACCGCUCGUCUCGAGGCAGGGCGACCCUUGCAUCGCUCGAGUGGGGGACGCUGGGGAGGCACCCAGCCCUCUCCGCCAUUUCCGGAAGGAAAUCGUCCACUGCGCCGUCGCUCUCUACUCCCCGCCCUCAUCCCGGAACCGCUCCGCCGCGCCGUGGGCCGCUUCCAUCUCCAGGGGGCAGGGGAUCUCGGAGGGGGUCAACCGGUGAGUCCGAGCGGGGCAGCGGCGGCGUUGGAUGGAGAUGGGGGCGGCGGCGGCGAAACCGGCACCGAGGGCGGACGGCGUGCGGAGGUACAAGGUACUCGUGCCCUGGCGGUUCCAGCCCGGCUACGUCAGGCAGCCGCUCAAGCACACCGCCUCCGCCAAUGGGGCAGCGCCCAACGGCGGUGGCGGUAAUACCGCCGGCGUCCCUGAUGCUAAAAAUUGUGGAUCGGAUGGGGCGCCGAGCGCCGUCGGUGAAACCAACGGUUUCCGAGACUCCAAAAUUUUCGGAUCGGGUGGGGCGCCGAGCCCCGGCAAGAGCGGGGCAGUUGGUGCAGGAGAGGAGCAAUCGGUGAGAUGCACUCGAGGUCAGAGUUUGAAGAGCCCUGACGUGGACAAUGGUGGUUGCCCUGGACCUGGAAAUGCAUGCAAUCUGGGCAAGCCUGUAAGGGGUGGCCGGGUGAAGAGCUCCCCAUUGGAAGGUACUGGAAAUAGCAGGGGUGCCAAUGAUGGCGUCGUGGCUGCCGCUGGAGAGGACUGCAAUCUGGGGAGCUCUAACUGUGAUGAUAGUUUCAAGGAUGCUCGCACCCAGGAUUUUAGUGGUGCUGGCGAUGGAACAGCUUGCGACCCUGAGGUGAUUGAGAUCACAGAGAAGUGCUUUGCGAAGGGUUUGAAGAAGCCGUCUGUGGAUCAGACUGGGUCAAAGAGCAAUGGUUCUGCUUCAGGACUCAGGUCAGAGGACCCUGAGGGAAAUGUUGGCUUGGGAGAUUCCUCUUAUCACGCUGCAAAAGGGUGUAGCAUGGGAGAUGGGGCAGCGAAGGAGAAUAACGCAACAGCCAAAGGUUGCAGCUCGGCGACUCCUGGCAGCAAUGGUAAUGGAACGUACGUCCGCAAGGGACGGAAGACAGUUGUACCAUGGAGAUUCCAGGCUGGGUACAAGCGAUCAUUCUCUGAUGCUUUUGGGUCCAAUAAUCUAUCUCCUGAUCGUCCAGCAUACGGGUUUGACGGCAGUUCAACACAGUGUGCUCCAGCAACUAGAAGCUCUGUGCGGUGUUAUGCAAGUGCUCAUUCUGGUGUUAGAGUUUCUGCUAUGUCUAACUUCUCAAUGAAAGGUGAAAAUGGGACUGGUACUGAAUGUAAGAAGAGGAAAACUAAUAGCGAUUAUCAGGAUGAAGUGAUGCUAGAUAAUGGAGAUCCAAUCGUUAGAGAAAGCAUCAUGCGGUCUCUACAGGAUCUCCGGUUAAUUUAUCGGGAGCUUUUAGAUGAAGAAGAAGAUAAUUCGAGGGAAGAAGUGCUUAACAUGCGGCCAGAUCUACGGGCUUACAAAAUUUUCAGGGAGCGGUUCUCCACAGAGUUUGAUGAUGAGAAAUAUAUUGGCAGUGUGCCUGGAAUCUAUCCUGGUGAUAUCUUUCAUCUGAGGGUUGAGCUUUGUGUUGUUGGUCUCCAUCGCCCACACAGGGUAGGUAUUGAUUGUACCAAGAAGGAUGAUGGUACUACUGUGGCUGUUAGUAUUGUGUCAUGUGCACAAUCUUCUGACAUCAAGUAUAAUCUGGAUGUCUUGGUAUAUACUGGACCAGUGGCAGUUACAGUCAAUCAGAGGAUAGAGGGUACCAACUGGGCUCUUAAAAAGAGCAUGGACACUAAUACACCAGUCCGUGUUAUCCAUGGGUUCACCACUCAAAAUGGAAAAAAAAAGUUUCCUACUUAUAUAUAUGGUGGUUUAUACCUUGUUGAGAAGUACUGGAGGGAGAAAGAGCAUGGAGACCGUUAUGUGUAUAUGUUCCGACUGAGAAGAAUGAAAGGGCAAAAACACAUUGACAUCCAAGAAAUUCUGCAAACAGGGAACUCUGGAUCAAAGAACAAUGUUAUCAUCAAAGAUCUAUCACAUGGAUUGGAGAGAGUUCCUGUACCUGUUGUUAACAAAAUAUCCGAUGAGUGCCCAAUGCCCUAUCGCUACACUUCACACCUUCAAUAUCCCCGUAACUAUCGUCCAACUCCUCCAGCAGGUUGUGGUUGUGUAGGUGGGUGCUCAGACACAAAAAGGUGUGCAUGUGCAGUGAAAAAUGGUGGAGAAAUCCCUUUCAAUGAUAAAGGCCGCAUUUUAGAAGCAAAGCCUCUUGUUUAUGAGUGUGGGCCUUCUUGCAAGUGCCCUCCUACAUGUCACAACAGAGUUGGCCAGCAUGGGCUCAAGUUUCGGCUGCAAAUCUUCAAAACAAAAUCAAUGGGUUGGGGUGUGAGAACUCUUGACUUCAUACCGUCUGGAAGCUUUGUGUGUGAAUAUAUAGGAGAAGUGUUGGAGGAUGAAGAAGCACAAAAAAGGACAAAUGAUGAGUACUUAUUUGCUAUCGGGCACAAUUAUUAUGAUGAGUCACUUUGGGAGGGCCUAUCAAGAUCUAUACCGUCACUUCAGAAGGGUCCGGGCAAAGAUGAUGAAACUGGAUUUGCUGUUGAUGCUUCAGAGAUGGGGAACUUUGCAAAAUUUAUCAAUCAUAGUUGCACCCCAAACAUAUAUGCACAAAAUGUCCUUUAUGAUCAUGAAGAUAUCAGUGUGCCUCAUAUCAUGUUCUUUGCUUGCGACGAUAUUCGACCCAAUCAAGAACUAUUCUACCACUACAAUUACAAAAUAGAUCAGGUUCAUGAUGCCAAUGGGAACAUCAAGAAGAAGAAAUGCCUUUGUGGCUCGGUUGAGUGUGAUGGCUGGCUGUAUUAAAUUUUUUGAAGGUAGCUGCAUUAAGUUUAGAAUCUGCAGUUAUUUUAGGCAUAGCUAAACUUGAGCUUGCUUCAUUGCGCCUGCUUCUUGGUUAUGUUAUGAUUAAAAAUCUAAGUUAAGACACCAGUGUUUUUAGUUGCCAGUGGAUUCAAGUUUUUUCCUUCUUUCCCAUCCAAUUUGUUAUUUUGUAUGUCUAUUUUUCAAUAUGAAGACUAAUGUGCAUAUACAUGUCAAUAAGUUUACAUGAUUUUUCUAUUUCGACAA
This is a messenger RNA of Sorghum bicolor (sorghum), 3394 nucleotides long. Its product is annotated as histone-lysine N-methyltransferase, H3 lysine-9 specific SUVH5. The transcript is spliced from 2 exons. The record is from RefSeq and is a predicted model, not a curated record. Lineage: Eukaryota; Viridiplantae; Streptophyta; Magnoliopsida; Poales; Poaceae. Gene Ontology annotation, cellular component: nucleus. Bases 455 to 3130 code for a protein of 891 amino acids. Gene Ontology annotation, molecular function: protein binding; histone methyltransferase activity; zinc ion binding.